GGAGGGAGUUUGGGUUUAGUGUGUCUUGACGCAUCGCGCCGAUUGGAAAAGCCGCAAAAUCUUGUUUGCAACUAGAAAAGAAAAAUAAAAAUGGUGUCUGGUGCUUGGCAUCUGGCGUGCUCGUAUAUCAUGGCACCCUCACGUACCCCGGUGAAUUUCUGGAUAAAGAAUGAAGAAUGCUGCGGUCGCGAUUGGCUUUCCGGUCGGUGUCAUACCGGCAUUGCAAACACGAGAUCCUAGCCAGAAUUGGGGUUCCAUGGUGGGUUUGGCAGCAUUGAUAGACCAGCAGCACAUAUAUGUUUGUAUCACCUUUAUAGCGUCAUUUGCAAACCCCCCCUCUCCCUCCCCUACAUCCCUUGUCUCUCUCCGCUGCCUAACAGACCACCACUCGAGAUGGGUAACCGUACCACCUUUGACUCUCUCAUAUGACCCACCGAAUCCGUAUACAGCCUUGGAGAUGAGUUAUGGCCACGGGGGCGAUGCAAACGGUGUAGAUGAAUAGUGUAGCCUGCUAGUGGGGGGGGGGGGUAGCGAAUUG
Aspergillus eucalypticola CBS 122712 is the source of this 538-nucleotide messenger RNA. RefSeq lists its product as uncharacterized. The record is from RefSeq and is a predicted model, not a curated record. NCBI's taxonomy places the organism in Eukaryota, Fungi, Ascomycota, Eurotiomycetes, Eurotiales, Aspergillaceae. Bases 170 to 502 code for a protein of 110 amino acids. The transcript has a single exon.